This is a messenger RNA of Racocetra fulgida, 1425 nucleotides long. The record is from the annotation of a GenBank genome assembly. Lineage: Eukaryota; Fungi; Glomeromycota; Glomeromycetes; Diversisporales; Gigasporaceae.
AUGAUACCUAAAUAUCCUUCCAGAGGUGUAUUAAACUUAGGUGUAGCCACUUCAGCUUUUAUACCACAGACGACGGUAGUAUUUCCUAUCCUGACCAUAGAAGAUCCGUUUGUAGUCGUUAUACAACCUGAAAUAAGUCGCACAUUUGCUACUGAAACGAAGGGUGAAAAUGUUGGUGUAGUCCAGGCUGUUAUUGGUGCCGUAGUUGAUGUUCAAUUUGAUGAAAAAAGUUUACCACCUAUUUUAAAUUCUUUGGAAGUUCAAAAAGAUGGUGGUCGCCUUGUACUUGAGGUUUCUCAACAUUUAGGACAAAAUGUUGUGCGGACCAUAGCUAUGGACGGAACAGAAGGUCUUGUUCGUGGUCAAAAGGUAGUAGAUACCGGCGCUCCAAUUAGAAUUCCAGUCGGUCCAGAGUGCUUGGGUCGUAUUCUUAAUGUUAUUGGUGAACCAAUUGACGAUCGCGGACCGGUCAAAACGAAAAAAACUGCCCCUAUUCAUGCGGAAGCGCCAGAAUUUAUUGAUCAAUCGACAGUUCCUGAAAUUUUGGAAACUGGUAUCAAAGUUGUUGACUUGUUAGCACCUUACGCUAGAGGUGGUAAAAUUGGCCUUUUCGGUGGUGCAGGUGUCGGAAAGACCGUCUUAAUUCAAGAACUUAUUAAUAACAUUGCCAAAGCUCAUGGUGGUUAUUCUGUUUUUACUGGAGUCGGUGAGCGAACUCGUGAAGGGAACGAUUUGUAUCAUGAAAUGAUACAAACUGGUGUAAUCAAACUUGACGGUGAAUCUAAGGCUGCUCUUGUUUUUGGUCAAAUGAAUGAACCUCCUGGUGCACGUGCACGUGUUGCAUUGACCGGUCUUACCCUUGCUGAAUACUUCCGAGACGACGAAGGCCAAGAUGUCUUACUCUUUAUUGAUAACAUCUUCCGCUUCACUCAAGCUGGUUCUGAAGUGUCUGCUUUGUUAGGUCGUAUUCCUUCUGCUGUAGAUAUGGGUGCUAUGCAGGAAAGAAUUACAACAACUAAGAAAGGCUCUAUAACUUCCGUUCAAGCCGUAUACGUCCCAGCAGACGACUUGACAGAUCCUGCUCCUGCCACAACUUUCAGAGUCGUCGGUGAAGAGCAUUAUCGAGUUGCUACAGAUGUUCAAAAGAUCCUCCAAGACUAUAAAUCUUUACAAGAUAUUAUCGCCAUUUUGGGUAUGGACGAAUUAUCUGAAGAAGAUAAAAGUCAACCAUUUGCUGUUGCCCAAGUCUUUACUGGAUUCGAAGGUCGUUUAGUUAAGCUAAAGGAUACUAUCCGUUCAUUUAAAGAAAUUCUUGAAGGCAAAUGUGAUGAUCUACCAGAAGCUGCUUUUUAUAUGGUUGGCGAUAUUGAUGACGUCAGAAAGAAAGCCGAAGAUAUUGCAAGAGAAAUGAAAGCUAAUGAAUGA